Messenger RNA from Paramecium tetraurelia, 1983 nucleotides. RefSeq lists its product as uncharacterized. The transcript is spliced from 4 exons. Gene Ontology annotation, biological process: retrograde transport, endosome to Golgi. NCBI's taxonomy places the organism in Eukaryota, Ciliophora, Oligohymenophorea, Peniculida, Parameciidae. The record is from RefSeq and is a predicted model, not a curated record. Gene Ontology annotation, cellular component: trans-Golgi network.
AUGUUUCAAAAUAAAAUAGAGUAAUCAAAAACAGCAUUCUUUUGGGAUAUCCUAUUGGGCACUUAUUCCCCUCAAUUACCACAUCCCUCAUUUAACGAAAUAAAUAAGACAUCAGUCGACCAGCCACAAUAUCGCACUUUGAAAAUGGAUAUUCCACGGACUCGUUCUCAAUUACUACAACCUCAAAUGCAUGGCAUUCUAGAAAAAAUAAUUGUUUUCUUUUGUUAAUAGGAAAAUAUUAGUUACAAACAAGGAAUGAAUGAAAUAUUUGCUGUUGUAGCGGUCUUUAAUGAAAGUGGACUUUCCUGGGAAAAGGUCUAUGAGUAUGCUCGUAAAAUCAUACUCGAUAACAACUUCUUUAAAGACGAAGAGUUCUUGUCAUUGCAAGUUGCCUUCUAAUGGAUAAAUUUGCUACUUAAAUUUCACGAUUUCCAAUUGUACGAUUAUUUGGAUAAGAAUCUACUCUCACCAGAACUAUAUGCUACACCUUGGCUGUUAACUCUAUUCGCCAAUAAAAUGUCCUUAGAAUGCACUUAUCUGCUUUGGGAGAUGCUCUACAUCAAGAAGGAUUAAUUAAUGAUAUAUUACUUCGUGAUUGCAGUUCUCAUUUUCUUCAGAGAGAAAUUGCUAUCAAUUGAUUCCUCACUCUUGCCACAAACCUUGAGUGGAAUCUACAUAGACAACGUUGAAAUACUGAAGAACAUCUAUAAAAAAGCAGUUGAUUUAAAAUUGAAUACUCCUUCAUCUGCCUGUAUUCCCACCAAGAUAUUUGACUUACCAAAAGAAGAACUUAAGAUUCUCAUGGAUUACUAUUAACAACUUGAUUGUUUGACUCUUCAUUACACAGAAUCAUUAAAAUUAGAGACCAAUUAUUGUAGAUUAUGUUCCAAUAAUGGAUGUGUGCAAUGUAGACUUGUGCGAAUGCCUCCUGAAAUGAAAUGUUUCAUCUAUUCCAACAAACAUCUAUAAGACCUAGUUCAAUAUGUUGGAGGCUCCAUUAAACAAUACAAACUGGUAGACAAGGUCCAGAAUCACUAAAAUUUAAUAUAGAUCAUCAAAUACUCUAAGUUUCAAUCUGAAUAACAAAUUUAACAGAGCUAUAUAUGUUUUUAACAGUAAUAAUCAAACUGUCAGAAUACUGAAGAAGAUACUAUAAGCACCAGGUCUUAAAAUAGUUUAUACAGUUCUUAGAUUAUUGUUCCUUUUAAAUUCAAUAAAUUACAAUUGCAAUAGUAAUUGUAAAAGUAACCAGAUGAUUAAUUUGAUUCGAUGCGAUCUCAGGAAUAAUCCAAUAGACAAUAAUCUGUAUCAUAUAGAUAAUCAUCCAUUAUUGAAUGUAACAUUUUACAGAAUAUACAUUUAAAUAAUACAUCGCCGGUGGAGAUUCAGCCACUCAUUUUAAAGAAGGAUUCCAGAGCGAAUUCUUUGAAAUAAGAUCCCAUCAAAAGAUACGAAAAUAAAGGGUUAUUUAAAAAGAUGAUUGUGGACAUCAAUAUGUUGAAUAACAUCAAAUUUCACAUUUUUAGAUGCAAACUGAUUGGUACCUAAAAACAAAGAAUAUUGGUCUUGAAUCAGGGAUUCAUCUGUUUAGUUAAAGAAGAUAAAUAAGUGUUUUCGAAAUUACAGGGAAUCUAAUAAUUGAAGCCAAAGUUACCCCUCAAAACGGAGCAAUAGAAUCAAGCCAUUUAGAUUUAAUACCUGUAUUACAUGAUAUUCCUUAAACGAAUCAGCAGCAAACGACUCAAUAGCAAUGUGAUCUCAUUCUACUUCAAACAGCCAAUUGUGAAUUCACAACAAAACAUUAAUAAUCGCUUUUUUAAUCUGUUUAAGGAAUUUCAUAUGAAUGUAGACAAUGAUUAUAUAAAUGAAGCAAAAAGAAUGAUUAAGACAGAAUACAAAAUAACUCUGGAGAUGUUAACAACUCAAGAAGCUUAAAAUUGUAUAGAAAUGGGUAAACAAUAUUACAAGCAAUGCUAAUUUUGA